Annulohypoxylon maeteangense is the source of this 906-nucleotide messenger RNA. RefSeq lists its product as uncharacterized. NCBI's taxonomy places the organism in Eukaryota, Fungi, Ascomycota, Sordariomycetes, Xylariales, Hypoxylaceae. The transcript has 3 exons. Bases 204 to 851 code for a protein of 215 amino acids. The record is from RefSeq and is a predicted model, not a curated record. Gene Ontology annotation, cellular component: cytoplasm. Gene Ontology annotation, biological process: N-acetylglucosamine metabolic process.
CGGUACCCAUUCUGAUUCGAAAUAACAUCAAUAGGUACCUAGAUGGGUAAGGGGAGAUUGUCUAAGACUUCUAACAGAUUUAGUUUUCUUUUUCUCAUUUUCUUAUCCAAUCAUUUAUUUUCAUACAUUUCGAAUUCUUUUCGAGCCCUGUAGUCUCUUAGAACUCACUUAUCUUAGUCUGUCGUCAAUCUCCAGUUCCCAACAUGAGCGACACUACUAUCAAGGUUACCCCUGAUGACGCACCGUUCCCACUGACGGACGUAGACAGAUGGGUUCUGUCGUUGACCGACGAAGAAUACCAUUAUCAUGACUGGGAAGAAAUGAAACAGAUCAUAGGCGAGAAUAAUCUUUCAGUUCUGAAGCGAAAACCUUCCGAUUUGCGACGUUAUAUGAAGUGGACUGCCGAGACGAAGGUAGAAUAUGGAUCCAUGACGAACUACCUCAUAAAAAACCGGCUACCACAAACUUGGGGCUCACCCCCUUUCACGCCAACAUCAACUAUCCCUUUUGAUGAUCCAUCUGAUUAUAGAGUCCUAAUCAACGAUUGGCCUUAUGGUUUAACAUCAAACAUGACCCACAUAGUCGUAUGGUCAAGAACAGUAAUUGAGACAGAUCCCGAGACCGGAGAUAUGACACCAGAAAGUCGUCGCACCGUCAUGAAUUUCGUGAGGGAGUUCUUUAUUGAUAAGCUAGGCCUGGAUGGAGAUGACAGAGUCCUGUGGUUUAAAAAUUGGGUUGCAUUGCAAAGCGUGAGAGCAUUGGAGCAUAUUCAUGUCAUCGUCAAAAAUGUCGAGAAGCCUCUCCUAGACGAGUGGACCAGGGAGCUCGAUUGUCACAGAUUGCCGAACUAGGUUAUAGUGACAUAGGUAUAGGUAGACACAACGUGACCAUAGACUGAAACGUUGU